AUGUUGGAUCACCCAUGCCAUGCAAUAUCGUAAAGCUUGUUGAUGUACAAGAAAUGAAUUACUUGGCUGCCAAAGGAGAGGGUGAGGUGUGCGUAAAAGGGCCAAAUGUAUUUUGUGGCUAUUUGAAAGAUCCAGAAAAAACAGCAGAAGCUCUGGACAAAGAUGGCUGGCUUCAUACAGGAGAUAUCGGGAAAUGGCUACCAAAUGGUACAUUGAAGAUCAUUGACCGGAAAAAACACAUAUUUAAACUAGCCCAGGGAGAGUACAUAGCACCAGAGAAAAUAGAAAAUGUGUAUCUGAGAUCUGAAGCACUUGCUCAGGUGUUUGUCCAUGGAGAGAGCUUGCAGGCCUUCUUAGUAGCUAUUGUGGUACCUGAUCCUGAGACGUUGCGCAGCUGGGCCAAGAAAAAGGGAUUUGAAGGCUCAUAUGAAGAGCUAUGCAAAAACAAGGACCUCAAAAAACACAUUCUGGAAGACAUGGUGAGGAUUGGGAAAGAAUCUGGUUUGAAGUCAUUUGAACAGGUCAAAGACAUUGUCAUGCACACUGAAAUGUUUUCUAUUGAAAACGGCCUGCUGACACCAACACUGAAGGCGAAGAGACCGGAACUGCGAAAAUAUUUCCAGUCACAGAUAGAUGAACUCUAUGCUAAUGCCAAAAUGUAACUGAGAAUGGAGUGAGGAAAGUGGCACACGUCUGAUGUCUACUGUUGGCCUUCGUAUCUGUAAUUUGACUACAGCAAACAUAGGGAAGGAAACUGUGCAAUCAUUAACAUGUACAAAAAUGGGUACUUGCCAUAGGAACAUUGAAGAAAUGGAACACUGCCUUACUGUCAAGUUGUGUUGCAUACUGUUUUUAUGGUGACCUACAAUUUCCAAAAAGAGCCUUAACUAUAAAUGGUAACUAUACGUAAGUUAUUUAAGACUUCCUUGGCCAAAAAUGGGACUCUUCUUCACCAGGGAGCUAAGGUUUUCUUAUUGCCAGCAUGUUCGCUGUCUGCAGUGUAUUUUGCAGCUGUCAAUUCCAGAAGGGAUUUGGCAGGUCUGAAAAUGCCUUUAUCUUGCAUCCUUAGAAGGAUUACCUAAAUCUGUUCAGAAAAUAAAAACCCAACCACCAAAAAAAACCCCAAACCUUUACAGUUGUAUAGCUGGUAUGACAUCUUGCAUUAGUCCUAAUAUUAACUGGGGCAAGGCAUCAGAGUGUGGUUUUUCUCCCUUCUAUAUCUGCUGCCAGUUCUGAGAUGUACUUUUAAUAAGGUAGAAGUCAGAACUCCACACAAAGGAGACCGAUGAAUACAAGUUCCUCGGAGUAAGACUGCAUAUGGUGGUUCUGCACUGAAAGUGUGGAUGCAGUUAAUUCAGGAAGUGUAGCCUUUGCUACAUUAACACAAUUCCAGAGUGGUGCCAGCCCUGUAAAUGAACAGAUCCUAACUCUGGCAAGAACACUAGAGACCUAAAAACAAAACCAUUCAGGAGGGUGGACUAUGCUAACAGUCAGGUAAACAUUGCACCUGUACUAGCCACAUGUUUCCCUGUAAUGAACAUGUAUUUAAAUUUAAAAUGCCUUUUUUUUUUUUUAAAAAAAUGUGCUGGGUCCUCUGUAAGCAGAAGAGCUUCUGACAUAACCUCUCAGUUUUCUGUGCUUUAUGUAUGAGCCACUGAGUACUCUUCACUGAAUAGCAAAAUAGGUCAGGUACAAUGUUUUUUGCCUGAUGCUUUGCAGCAAUUGGAAGUAUUUAUAUAUGCCAACAGAACUGUCUGUUGGCACAGGAUAGGUAUUUGUUCAGGGAUAAAAACCUAAUUCGCAGAUAAAUUACAAAAUAACUAGUUACUCUUUCUUUGAGAAAUCAGCAGAAAUAAGCCUUAUUACAGCAUAAGUCUCUUGCUAUCCUUAACAGAGUUGGUUUUGCAUUAGCAUUCAUUGCUGUUUUUUGAAAACAUGGAUAUAUGUAAAAUACAAGCACAACAAGGUUUGCACUAAGAUUUUUGUGUGUGAUUGUAAUGCACUACUCUGUAGCAUAAUUUCAUACAUGUGUGCAAUUAAGGUACACAAAUCCAAGUCAACUGUUAGAGCCGUAGUUUGUUACAUUGGGAUUCAAAUGUUUGCUUAGUGUUGGCUAUUUCUAUGUUUUAUAAAACCAAAACAAUUUUCAAAACCAAUGAAGGAAACCAAAAUAAAUAUUUCUGCAUUUCAA
This is a messenger RNA of Cariama cristata (Red-legged seriema), 2191 nucleotides long. Its product is annotated as long-chain-fatty-acid--CoA ligase 1-like. Gene Ontology annotation, cellular component: membrane; endoplasmic reticulum. The transcript is spliced from 6 exons. NCBI's taxonomy places the organism in Eukaryota, Metazoa, Chordata, Aves, Cariamiformes, Cariamidae. Gene Ontology annotation, molecular function: arachidonate-CoA ligase activity. Gene Ontology annotation, biological process: long-chain fatty acid metabolic process; long-chain fatty-acyl-CoA biosynthetic process; very long-chain fatty acid metabolic process. Bases 15 to 662 code for a protein of 215 amino acids. The record is from RefSeq and is a predicted model, not a curated record.